AUGUCCUCGCGACUCCCGGACCGAUCAGGCCCGAUGCGCCGCCGCUCACGAUCUCCGACGUCCUGGCGACAACCCCAGAAUCCCCCGCGCAACGACCGUGACUACCGCGACCGACCAGAAUCCGACCAACGAUGGGAUGAUGGCAGGUCACGCCAGGGGCCUCGCCAUAUGCGCGACCAACUGCGAAUCAACCAGCUACAAGAGGACGAGCAGGUGCGCGAGUGGGUCGCGCAGGAGGACACUUUUGUGUUGAAGCAGGCCAAGAAAAAGGCUGAGAUCCGCGUGAAGGAAGGGCGCGCAAAGCCAAUCGACUGGCUGACCAUCGCCGAUUCAGAGCUCGAUGUGGUAGAUCCAGACGGCGUGUUUGAGGGGUUGUCGCCAUCAGAGCUCGCCGAUCUGGAGAAGGAUAUUGAGACCUUUUUGAAUUUGGAAUCCAAUGCCCAGAACCGCGACUUUUGGAAGACCAUGAAAAUUAUUUGUCGAGAUCGCCAAAAAACCUCUGCCCCCGAAGGACGCGCCAUCAGCUCUGUUGCUGCCGAUAUUAAUAGACUACUCAGUCCGAAAACCUACGAACAGCUGCAGACAUUGGAGAUACAGGUGAAACGGAAGCUAAAUUCCAACGAGCCUAUCGAUACGGAUUACUGGGAGGAACUACUGCGCAGCCUGGCAGUCUGGAAGGCUCGUGCAAGGCUGAGAAAUGUCUGUCAAGCGGUCAUUGAGGAGCGUGUACGCGACUUGCGAAAGCAGCAGAAAGAAGAGGCAGAAUCCAUUCGGGAAAAGCUGGCACCUCUGGCGCCAGUUGUCGCUGAGAAUGACCAGAAGAAAGCAUCGACCAAUUUGACUGAAUUUGAAGGUCUGGACCCAGAUCCUUUGCUGCAUGUGCGGCCUGAAGACAAAGGGUUGGAGAUUAUGGACGAGUCUGCAUUCCUUCGCCAGGUGGCUCGGGAGCGGCAGAAGAUUCUUCGGUUGGGAUUUGUUCCUUUGCGACAGCGAGCUACUGAAAAGUCGACCGCCGUUGUCGCCAACCCAUCCUCUACUAGUACCGCAGCGCCCGGUGUCCCGGGCCGAUUCUCGGCUAUUCCCAAUGACGACUUCUCCCAAGCGACCAAGGCAUUGUACGAACGGGAGUUGGCGAAGGGAAUCAGUGAAAAUGAAGAGAUCUUCACCAGUGAAGAAGCCGUGACCACAGCCUCGCAGGCCCUCUGGGCAGGCAAGCACCGGCCGCGCAAGCCGCGAUACUUUAACCGUGUCCAGAUGGGUUACGAAUGGAACAAAUAUAAUCAAACCCACUACGAUCACGACAAUCCCCCCCCCGAAGGUGGUGCAAGGGCCCCAACAUAUCGUAUUGAGCGAGAACAUGGUCGCAAGCGCGGCCAGUCUUUUGCCGAGGCUGGCGAGGAGGAUACUUGCCUGAUACGGUUCAUUUCCGGGGCUCCAUAUGAAGAUAUUGCGUUUCGCAUUGUGGACAGAGAAUGGGAUUAUAGUGCUAAGCGCGAUCGCGGAUUUAAAAGUACAUUUGACAAGGGCAUUCUCCAGCUCCACUUCCAGUUCAAGCGGCAGCUGUCACCGGCAAAUUUCUCCAAGAACAUCACUGACCUGUUGUCUCAGAUCUAUUACCGGAAGUAA
Molecule: messenger RNA, 1626 nt
Organism: Penicillium macrosclerotiorum
Lineage: Eukaryota; Fungi; Ascomycota; Eurotiomycetes; Eurotiales; Aspergillaceae
Product: splicing factor cactin
Exons: 7
Coding region: 1-1626 (541 amino acids)
Biological process (GO): mRNA cis splicing, via spliceosome
Cellular component (GO): spliceosomal complex; cytoplasm
Molecular function (GO): protein binding
Source: RefSeq, a predicted model, not a curated record